AGCCUACGUUUUUGCUGCUACAGGGCCGCAAAAAGGUCCAUCCCGUGCAACUGGGCGGCGCUGAGAGCUUUGCUGGAAGCGAUUGCACCACCAUGGGCCGGAUACUGCGCCAGAUCGCCUGCGCGGCGGGCGUCAUGGCUUUAGUGCCCACAUCAAGGCAGCUCCACAAGCCCAGCGCGCGCGGCCCGCGGCGGUCGACGCUGCAGAUGGCGUCGCAGCUCGAGACCUUGGAGCCCCAGCUUAAAAGAGUGGUCAUCACGGGCAUGGGCAUCGCGCAGUGCAUGAAUCAAUCGUCGCGGCGCGUCCGCCGCUGCUGAAUCCUGGCCUCCACGCCGUCGACGCGACGCCAGCGCGACGGCAUGGCGGCGCGGUCUCUCUCACUGCUCGCACGGCGGGUUAAGCCGAGAAGAAAGGACUGAGUGAAGACUUAUCGUGCAUCCCACUCACUGGUCGAUUUUCGCGCAGGCAUCGUCUCGUGCUUAGGCAACACGCUCGACGACGUCGCCGACAGCCUCUACCACGCGCGGAGCGGCAUCAAGCACAUGCCCAAGUACGCCGAGAUCGGCAUGAAGUCCCAGGUCGCCGGACGGCCCGAGCUCGACCUUAACGAUAAAGAGACGAUCGGCAAGAUUAUUGAUAGAAAAAGCGCCAGAUUUAUGGGCGACAACGCGAAGUAUGCGUUUCUGUCCAUGCACGACGCCAUCGAGGACGCGCAGCUGCCCAAGGAGGCCUACCAGAACAACCCGCGCGCCGGCGGCAUCCUCGGGCAGGGUGGCACGAGCAUCCCGGACGUCGGCGAGACGCUGGACGCGGUGAGCGCGGGCAAGCUCAAGAAGAUCGGCCCCUACCGCGUGACGCGGACCAUGGGGUCGACCGUGUCGGCGGUGCUGGCGACGGCGUUCAAGCUGCAAGGGCUGUCGUACUCGGUGUCGAGUGCUUGCUCGACGGGCGCGCACUCGAUCGGCAUGGGCAUGGAGCAGAUCCAGCUCGGCAAGCACGACGUCAUGUUCUGCGGGUCUGGGGAGUUGGAGAACUGGGGCAGCACGAUCAUGUUCGACGGCAUGGGUGCUCUGUCCUCGAAAUAUAAUGAUGACCCUACUCAUGCCUCUAGAGCGUUUGAUAAAGAUCGGGACGGCUUCGUGAUCGCCGCGGGCGGUGGUGUUGUGAUUGUCGAGGAGCUCGAGCACGCGAAGGCGAGAGGCGCGAAGAUCUACGCGGAGCUCGUAGGUUACUCGGCGACGAGCGACGGCUACGACAUGGUCGCGCCGUCCGGCGAGGGCGGCAAGCGCGCCAUGCGCGAGGCCAUCGCCAUGGCCAACCGAUUAGGUGGCGAGAAGAAGGUCGACUACAUUAAUACGCACGGCACGUCUACGCCGGUCGGCGACGUCGCGGAAUUGGGCGCGAUCAAGGACCUCUUCACGUCUGAGUUCGACUACAUUCCGAACAUCGGCUCGACGAAGUCGUUGUCGGGCCACGCUUUGUCCGUCGCUGGUGUCCACGAGGCGAUCUAUUCGUUACUGAUGAUGGACCGGGGCUUCUUGGCCGAAUCCGCGAACAUCUUCAACAUCGUCGACGAGGCCGAGGGGUUGCCGAUCCUUACCGAAAGAAAGGAGGGGCCCGUCUCGCGGGUCAUGUCGAACUCGUUCGGGUUUGGCGGGACGAACGCCUGUUUGGUCUUCGACAAGUACGAGGGCUAGGGCGCUAGUUAUAGUGGCGUGUAAGGAGCGCUAUCUAAA
This is a messenger RNA of Pelagomonas calceolata, 1736 nucleotides long. Lineage: Eukaryota; Pelagophyceae; Pelagomonadales; Pelagomonadaceae. The record is from the annotation of a GenBank genome assembly.